AUGCAGCAUAUAUCCCGUACGGACGAUGCCACGGCUGACGGUUUUGCGGGAUUAGCAGAGUUUCCGGCUCCUCAAGUCGACGAUAACCUGUCCGAUUCUUCGAGCUACUCUGAUUCAGACAGCAGUUACUCGGACGGACUAUCCAGUGACUGCUUCCUUCUCGACCCAUCAGAUGAGGAAUCUACUUCUGACUACGGAUACGCGUCCUUGACUUCUGAAUCUGACAGGGAAGCACAAUUCAUUCCUACACAGGUGAGCCACUCGUGCAACACUGGAAGUGAUUUGAUUGACGAGCGAAAGGGUUAUGAAACGUUGUCCGAUGACAUGGCUGUCCUCAGUGAGCGCGUGAUCAGUGAUCAUGAGCAACAAAGCCGAUACUGCCUAGUGAUAGGAUGGAUCCUUGCCGAGAAUCUGGAGCUAUUCAAAGAGCUGGCUGCGCGGAGGUGA
Molecule: messenger RNA, 447 nt
Organism: Aspergillus homomorphus CBS 101889
Lineage: Eukaryota; Fungi; Ascomycota; Eurotiomycetes; Eurotiales; Aspergillaceae
Exons: 1
Coding region: 1-447 (148 amino acids)
Source: RefSeq, a predicted model, not a curated record